Pongo pygmaeus (Bornean orangutan) is the source of this 450-nucleotide messenger RNA. RefSeq names its product P2X purinoceptor 6-like. NCBI's taxonomy places the organism in Eukaryota, Metazoa, Chordata, Mammalia, Primates, Hominidae. Bases 1 to 315 code for a protein of 104 amino acids. Gene Ontology annotation, molecular function: extracellularly ATP-gated monoatomic cation channel activity. Gene Ontology annotation, biological process: calcium ion transmembrane transport. Gene Ontology annotation, cellular component: cell junction; plasma membrane. The record is from RefSeq and is a predicted model, not a curated record. The transcript has 4 exons.
AUGGGCUCCCCAGGGGCCACAGCAGGCUGUGGGCUUCUGGAUUACAAGAUGGAGAAGUGGGCUCUCCUCGCCAAAAAAGGCUACCAGGAGCGGGACCUGGAACCCCAGAUUUCCAUCAUCACCAAACUCAAAGGGGCUUCCGUGACUCAGAUCAAGGAGCUUGGAAACCGGCUGUGGGAUGUGGCCGACUUCGUGAAGCCGCCUCAGGGAGAGAACGUGUUCUUCUUGGUGACCAACUUCCUUGUGACGCCAGCCCAAGUUCAGGGCAGACGCCCAGAGAUACAGGGUCUUGCUAUGUUGCCCAGGCUGGAGUGAAGAGGCUAUUCACAGGUAUGAUCAAGCACACUACAGCCUUGAGCCUCCUAGGCUCAAGCCAUCCUCCCAACUCAGCUUCCUGAGUAACUGGUACACGCCUGUACCACCAUUCCCAGGUAAUAAAGUCUAUUUUUA